GCAUCCCUGCAGCUGCAGUGUCAGGUGCUUCCAGUGUCCAGGUAUCCCUGAGUGGACGUUCCCAGGAUGAUGCCACAGUUGGAUAUUUCUUCCAGAGGCAGGCUGGUGAGCAGCUGAGUGGCUACUCCAGCAAACACCGCUGGCCCACAGGAGAUAGCAUUCAUGUAGAUCAUUCGGUUCGUUCUGUGGAUGAGAUGAAUCAUGAGUUUCAAGCUCUUGCCCUAGAAUCUCGGGGAAUGGGAGAGCUUUUACCUGCCAAAAAGUUUUGGGAACCUGAUGAUUCAGCAAAAGAUGGGCAAAAAGGCAUAUUCCUUGGUGAUGAGUGGAGAGAGACUGCAUGGGGAACUCCUCACCAUUCUAUGUCCCAACCUAUUAUGGUACAGAGAAAACCUGGACAGGGUUUUCAUGGAAACAGUGAAGUAAAUGCAGUAUUGUCUCCACGAUCAGAAAGUGGUGGCCUUGGAGUGAGCAUGGUAGAAUAUGUGUUAAGUUCUUCUCCAGCUGACAAAUUGGAUUCCCGGUUUAGGAAAGGAGCUUUUGGCACUAGAGAUGCUGAAACAGAUGGACCUGAGAAAGGAGAUCAGAAAGGCAAGGCUUCUCCGUUUGAGGAGGACAAAAACAGAGAUCUUAAACAAGGAGAUGAUGAGGAUGUUACUAAAAUAAAUGGCAGAGGUUUGCCAAAUGGAAUGGAUGCGGAUUGCAAAGAUUUUAAUCGUACCCCUGGAAGUCGACAGGCCUCCCCCACAGAAGUAGCUGAGCGCUUGGGUCCCAAUCCUAGCACCACGGAAGGAUUAGGUCCACUUCCCAAUCCUACAGCCCACAAGCCUCUGGUAGAAGAAUUUUCAAACCCAGAAAAUCAGAAUCUGGAUGCCAUGGAACAAGUUGGUCUUGAUUCUCUACAAUUUGAUUAUCCUGGCAAUCAGGUACAAAUGGACUCUUCAGGAGCUACUGUAGGACUUUUUGACUACAAUUCUCAACAGCAGCUUUUCCAGAGGACUAAUGCUCUGACUGUUCAGCAGUUAACAGCAGCCCAGCAGCAGCAAUAUGCACUGGCUGCAGCUCAGCAGCCACAUAUAGCAGGCGUAUUCUCAGCAGGCUUGGCUCCAGCUGCCUUUGUGCCAAACCCCUACAUUAUCAGUGCUGCUCCUCCAGGUACUGACCCGUAUACUGCAGCUGGAUUAGCUGCAGCAGCCACCCUAGCAGGUCCUGCUGUGGUUCCUCCUCAGUAUUAUGGUGUUCCGUGGGGGGUGUAUCCAGCCAAUUUAUUUCAGCAGCAAGCUGCAGCAGCAAAUACCACAGCAAAUCAGCAAGCGGCAUCCCAGGCACAACAGGGACAGCAGCCGGUUCUACGUGCUGGAGCAGCUCAACGCCCCCUUACUCCCAAUCAGAGUCAGCAAGGGCAACAGGCAGAGUCACUUGCAGCAGCUGCAGCAGCAAAUCCAGCUUUGGCUUUUGGUCAGGGUCUUGCUACAGGCAUGCCAGGCUAUCAAGUACUAGCUCCCACUGCCUAUUACGAUCAGACUGGUGCCUUAGUCGUAGGCCCUGGAGCAAGAACUGGCCUUGGAGCACCAGUCAGGUUGGUGGCCUCAACUCCUGUCAUAAUCAGCUCUGCAGCAGCACAAGCAGCUGCAGCUGCCUCAGCUGGAGGAACGGCCAACAACCUCGCGGGAGCCACGAACGGCCUCUUCCGGCCCCUGGGCGCCCAGCCCCAGCAGCAGCAGCAGCAAACAAACAGCAGCCUGCAGUCCAAUUCAUUCUAUGGCAGUAACUCUUUGACCAAUAACUCCCAGAGCAGUUCCCUCUUUUCCCAUGGCCCUGGCCAACCAGGAAACACCUCUCUUGGCUUUGGAAGUAGCAGCUCUCUAGGAGCAGCUAUUGGCUCUGCGCUCGGCGGAUUUGGCUCCUCAGUUGGCAGUCCUGCAAGUAGUAGUGCCACAAGGAGAGAGUCUCUAUCUACUAGCUCUGACUUGUACAAAAGAUCUAGUAGCAGCCUAGCACCCAUAGGGCAGCCAUUUUACAAUAGUCUGGGAUUUUCCUCCUCUCCAAGUCCAAUAGGCAUGCCUCUGCCAAGCCAAACUCCAGGACAUUCACUUACGCCACCGCCAUCACUUUCAUCACAUGGAUCCUCAUCCAGUUUGCAUUUAGGAGGACUGACAAAUGGUAGUGGUCGCUAUAUUUCUGCAGCACCUGGAGCAGAAGCAAAGUAUCGCAGUGCAGCAAGUACCUCCAGUCUCUUUAGCUCCACCAGUCAGCUCUUCCCUCCUUCACGUCUCCGUUACAGUAGGUCUGAUAUUAUGCCCUCUGGACGCAGCCGAUUACUCGAAGAUUUCAGAAAUAAUCGUUUCCCUAACCUUCAGCUAAGAGACCUUGUUGGACAUAUUGUUGAAUUUUCCCAAGACCAGCAUGGUUCUAGGUUUAUACAGCAAAAGCUAGAGAGAGCUACUCCAGCUGAGCGCCAGAUGGUAUUUAAUGAGAUUCUGCAAGCAGCCUAUCAGUUGAUGACUGAUGUGUUUGGAAACUAUGUAAUACAGAAGUUCUUUGAGGUAAACAUAACACUUCAGGUGCAUGAACAGAAAUCCAUAUGA
Messenger RNA from Tinamus guttatus (white-throated tinamou), 2585 nucleotides. The record is from RefSeq and is a predicted model, not a curated record. Lineage: Eukaryota; Metazoa; Chordata; Aves; Tinamiformes; Tinamidae.